AUGCCAGCUCUGAGGCCUCUCAUCAAACCUAAUAUUGUCAAAAAGAGGAGCAAGAAGUUCAUCUGUUAUCAAUCUGAUCACUAUGUCAAAAUCAAGCGUAACUGGCACAAGCCAAAAGAUAUUGACAACAGAAUUCACAGAACAUUUAAGAGUCAGAUCUUGAUGCCCAACAUUGGCUAUGGGAGCAAUAAGGGGGGGAAAAAACACGUGCUGACCUCAGGAUUCCAGAAGCUUCUUGUUCAUAAUGUCAAAGAGCUUGAGGUGCUAAUGAUGAGCAACAAGUCAUUUUGCGCAGAAAUUGCUCAUAAUGUUUCAUCCAAGAACUGGAAGAUAAUUGUGGAGAGAGCAGUUCAGCUUGCUAUCGAAAGUUACCAAUCCAAAUGCCAGUCUGCACAGAAAUGA
Ahaetulla prasina is the source of this 402-nucleotide messenger RNA. Its product is annotated as large ribosomal subunit protein eL32-like. Gene Ontology annotation, cellular component: ribosome; cytosolic large ribosomal subunit. Gene Ontology annotation, biological process: translation. The transcript has a single exon. Gene Ontology annotation, molecular function: structural constituent of ribosome. The coding region runs from base 1 to 402 and encodes 133 amino acids. Lineage: Eukaryota; Metazoa; Chordata; Lepidosauria; Squamata; Colubridae. The record is from RefSeq and is a predicted model, not a curated record.